UUUGAUUGCGAGGGCAGGAGCGGCGAGGUUGAGAGUGUGGGAGAUCGAUGGGGGAGCAGGCAGAGCUGCUUCCGGGGCUCACCUUUUCGAGGAGCUGAAUUCGAGGCACCGUCUACCAAAGGAUUGUUUGGCGCCAGAAUUUGAGUGGCUUUUCUCACUGAUUGCAGCGCUGGACAUCAGGAGGAGAUGGCAUCUCUCUCACAUUUCUUACUGGUCCCCACACGCCUGAUGCUGAAGGUCUUUAAUGUUAGGUCCCGGCUGUCUAUAUAUAGUGCUGCUUCCCUUGCUGCUGUCUUCUACUGUUGGUGGGCCCUAUGGCAGGUGGUGUCUAGGGGCCCUUUCCAGGCGCUCCGCAAGAAGAGGCGGGCGACUCCACCAAGAUGCCUCACUGAUGCCUCGCAUGGGGAGCACAGCUUUGUGACGCUAAAAAACUCAGGGGUGCGUCUCCACUGUGUUGCUGCUGGCGAGGAAGGAGCCCAGCUGAUGCUUUUCUUGCAUGGAUUUCCCCAGAACUGGUUUGCAUGGCGCCAUCAAUUGCAGGAGUUUAAGCGGGCAUUUAAGGUGGUGGCCCUCGAUUUGCGGGGCUAUGGCUUUUCCGAUGCACCAGCUGGUUCUGAGCACUAUCAGAGGGAAGCUCUGCUGGCAGAUGUACAUGGUGUCAUUGACGCUCUGAGCCCCAGUGAGAAGAAUGAGAUUUCUAAGUGCAUCCUGGUGGGGCAUGACUGGGGUGGAUCCAUAGCUUCUGAGUUUGCUGCCUGUUACCCCAAUUUGGUGGAGAAGCUUAUUAUUAUGAAUGCUGUUCAACCACAUGUCUUAGCAGAAUAUUUUUCACAAUAUCCCACCCAGCUGCUGCGAUCCAAUUACAUGUUCCUGUUCCAGUUGCCAAAGCUGCCAGAGCUCCUGUGGUCCUUAGAUGACUUCUAUCUAAUAAAGUCUGUUAUGAGUAGCAAGAAUCAUUUGACAGAGGAGGAGUUGGAGGCUUAUCUGUAUGGCCUUUCGAAGGACAGUGGUCUAGAACCCUCCAUGAAUUACUACAGGAACAUGUCCACUUGGGUUCGUGCAAAGUGCAAUGAUAUUGUGGUGCCCACCCUGCUGAUCUGGGGAGAAAAGGAUGUAUUCUUGGAACAAGGGCUUAUCAUACCUAUGGAGCAGAAUGUGUGCAAGAACAUCAAGGUGCAGCUCAUCCCUGAAGCUGGCCACUGGGUCAAUGAGGAGCAACCUAAGAAAGUCAAUCAACUGAUGUGGGCUUUCCUGCUUCAGAGAGACUGAGAUGGAAAGAGGGAGUGACUGCUUUGUGCACUACAAGCAUCCCUCCCACCCAGCAUGCAGGAAAUUACAAGAACAGCCAUUUGACCUGACACUGGAGACAUGGUCCUUCUCUGUGUCCGGUGGAAUGUUUCUACCCUCUAUUGGUCCAUGAGUCCCAUGCAGCUUUUAACUGGUUUUGCUACAAGUCUGUGUUCCUUUGCACUACAAUAAAAAGGAUUUGCUUCAGGGUUUCUGAUACGGGCUUCCUGGUGGUGAAACUGCACAGCUGUUGCAUUCAGCAGAAGGUCUUCCAGCUCCCUCCCUCUGUAGCAUACAGGCAUUAAUACUCACAGAAGACCACAGCUUUUCCUUCUAUAUUGAUUUUUGUUGAGUGUGCCUUAGCACAGCAGAAUCCGGAGCUAAGCUAUGUUCCCUGUUGCUGUUUCACACCCAUUUUCAUUGGCAAACUACAUAGGAAAGCAACCCUUGGCAUGGAUCACAUUGAAAUAAACAUUUUCAGCCUUCUUACUUCACUGUCUACCUGGAAUGAGUUAAUGACACAUUAGGAGGAAGCUGCUUCUUAACAUGUGUUAUUACCUGGGAAAAUGACUGUGCCUGAGAACAUCCUGGUAACACUUAGGGCAAUUAGUUGGAUGUCUUGAGAAGAGGCUUUAAUUAAUCCAAUGCUCUUGCCAAAGAGAGUGUGUAGUGAUUGAUCUCAUAGUGUGUGCCUUGUCCCGCAUGCAUGGUAGACGAGAAACGACAAGACCACCACCGGUGGGUGUGUACAUAUGUGCAAAAGGAACAUAUAUAGGUGACUUAUAGGAACACAAUUGGGUGGAAGCUUCACAUCUGCCAGGACUAAAGCUAGUCAUUGCUCUGGGAGAGAAUGUCUGCCCAUGAAGCAGCCUCCAUAAUAAAGAGGAGUUUUGAUACU
Molecule: messenger RNA, 2185 nt
Organism: Lacerta agilis (Sand lizard)
Lineage: Eukaryota; Metazoa; Chordata; Lepidosauria; Squamata; Lacertidae
Product: epoxide hydrolase 3-like
Exons: 8
Coding region: 187-1269 (360 amino acids)
Molecular function (GO): hydrolase activity
Source: RefSeq, a predicted model, not a curated record